Molecule: messenger RNA, 416 nt
Organism: Schistocerca gregaria
Lineage: Eukaryota; Metazoa; Arthropoda; Insecta; Orthoptera; Acrididae
Product: cuticle protein 12.5-like
Exons: 2
Coding region: 24-335 (103 amino acids)
Source: RefSeq, a predicted model, not a curated record
ACGACAACCGACACUCCCACACCAUGUACAAGCUUGUGAUCCUGAUGUGCGCCGUGGCCGCCGCCCACGCCGGCUACCUGGGAGGCUACGCCGCCCCCGCCGUCGCCGUGGCGCCUGCCGUGGCCGCCCCCGCCGUGGCUGUAGCCCACGCCCCCGUGGCCGUGGCGCCCGCCGCCUCUUCGUACGCCAACACGUACCGCGUGUCGCAGACAGCCCGCCUCCUGGCCGCUCCCGCUGUCGCCGCCGCCCCCGUAGCCUACGCCGCCCCCGCCAUCCACGCCCCCCUUGCCUACGCCGCCCCUGCUGUCGCUGCUCCUCUCCUCAAAGUGCACUGAAAUGAAUGAACCAUACUAAUGGAGCUAAGCGAUCUAAAUGUAUUACUAUUUAUGUAAGAAAUAAAAAGUUAUUUAAUUAUA